UCUAACGGCCCCCUCUUCCUCUCCCUUUGCAGGCGUAGAGCGGCUUCAGUUCCGCCAUGGUGCGGCUGCAUGUGAAGCGCGGCGACGAGAGCCAGUUCCUGCUUCAUGUGUCCGGUAGCGCCCGCCUCGCCGACCUGGCGCCGCUCGUCGCCCGCAUCUACAAUGGCAGGUUGAAGGUGCAGCGGCUCUGCUCAGAGAUGGAGGAGCUGGCAGAACAUGGUGUUUACUUACCUUAUAAUAUGCAAGGACUGACAGAUGAGCAAAUCGAAGAACUGAAGUUAAAGGAUGAGUGGGCAGAAAAGUGUGUACCAAGCGGUGGAAGUGUCUUUAAGAAGGAUGAAAUUGGGCGAAGAAAUGGACACGCUCCAAAUGAGAAAAUGCAGCAAGUUAUAAAGAAAACGAUAGAGGAAGCCAAGGCAUUAAUCUCUAAGAAACAAGUUCAGGCCAAUGUGUGUGUUAAUAUGGAGAUGGUGAAAGAUGCAUUGGACCAGCUCCGAGGGGCUGUGAUGAUUGUGUAUCCAAUGGGAUUGCCUCCACAUGAUCCAAUUAGGAUGGAGCUGGAAGAUAAAGAAGACUUGUCAGGAACUCAUGCUGGACUUGAGGUUAUAGAAGAAUCAGCAGCACAAUUAUGGUGGGCAGGAAAGGAGUUGAAGGAAACAAAGUUGCUCUCUGAUUAUAUAGGCAAAAAUGAGAAAACAACCAUCAUUGUCAAGAUACAGAAAAAAGGACAAGGAGCUCCAGGGCGUGAACCUCUGAUUAGUCAUGAAGAGCAAAAACAGAUGAUGCUGCACUACUACAGAAAGCAGGAGGAGCUGAAGAAACUAGAAGAGGACGAUGACGACUCAUUUCUGAAUGCAGAGUGGGCAGACAGCCAUGCCUUGAAAAGGCAAUUUCAUGGUGUAAAAGACAUCAAGUGGGGUCCGAGAUGAAGCUCUGCAGAAACCUUUUUGCCUCUUCAAGCUGUUUGGUUGGUACACUUGUUUGCAGUUAGGAGUUA
Neopsephotus bourkii (Bourke's parrot) is the source of this 997-nucleotide messenger RNA. RefSeq names its product cilia and flagella associated protein 298 (gene CFAP298). The record is from RefSeq and is a predicted model, not a curated record. Gene Ontology annotation, biological process: regulation of cilium movement. The transcript has 7 exons. Lineage: Eukaryota; Metazoa; Chordata; Aves; Psittaciformes; Psittacidae. Bases 57 to 929 code for a protein of 290 amino acids.